Camelina sativa (false flax) is the source of this 1094-nucleotide messenger RNA. RefSeq names its product transcription factor bHLH79. The record is from RefSeq and is a predicted model, not a curated record. Gene Ontology annotation, cellular component: nucleus. Gene Ontology annotation, biological process: regulation of DNA-templated transcription. Gene Ontology annotation, molecular function: protein dimerization activity; DNA-binding transcription factor activity. NCBI's taxonomy places the organism in Eukaryota, Viridiplantae, Streptophyta, Magnoliopsida, Brassicales, Brassicaceae.
UUUGGAUAAAGUGAUUUUUGGAUACAGUGACUGAUUGAUUUAUCCAAAACCCAAACGGUAACGCUAGCUCCGAUGUCGGAACCGGAGCUCCUAAUGGAUCCUCCGGUAGUGAACGAGUCAUCCUUCUCUGAGGUUUGGCCAUUUUCAGUGAACUAUGGUAUCCAAUUACCGAUCAAUUCGGGUCAAGACUUCACUAGUCGAAGCGAAUUAUUCGGGUAUUCCGGUAACAGUUACAUGUCGGCGGCUGAGGAGUCUACGGUGACGGAGCUAACCGGAGGAGGAAGAAAGAGACGACCUUUGACCAGCGUUACUCGAUUGAAAGAAUCAAGGAAGAAGAAAAUGAAAGUUUGUGGUCCUUGUGGAUCUGAUGGAGAAACUGAGUAUGGUUGGAGAGCUGAAGGUGAAACAAACUCAGGUGGUGGAAGCAAAGAAACAGAAGAAAAGAGUCCGGCAAAGGGUUAUAUUCACGUGAGAGCAAGACGAGGACAAGCUACUGACCGGCACAGUCUAGCAGAGCGGGCUAGAAGAGAAAAGAUCAGCGAGAGGAUGAAAUUUCUUCAGGAUUUGAUUCCAGGAUGUAAUAAGAUUAUAGGCAAAGCUCUUGUGCUUGAUGAGAUUAUCAAUUAUAUUCAGUCAAUGCAACGGCAAGUUGAGUUUCUAUCGAUGAAGCUAGAAAUCGUUAAUUCAGAUGUGAGCAGUGGUCCGGAAGUAGGAAUGUUUACUUCUGGAGAUCUUAAUACUCUGCCGAUUGAGGUUCAUCGAACAUUGUUCGAUCAACAAGAAGCUGACAAAGCCCUAGGGUCUCACAACCGGACUGGCUCCAUAUGAGAAUGAAUGGAAGCUUUGAACGAACUGCGUGAUUGAUCUUCUUGAGGGUUGUGUCUUGUGUUUGUGUAUAUAAAUUAGCAGAUAGUACGACUAGGAAAUAGAGACGAAGCGUGACUGUUAUCAUCAGAACUCAGAAGUAAAGAUUUAAUUUAAUGCACCAGAGAUAGCCUCUGCAUAUGUUUCAUCAUUAACAACUUUUUUUAUUGUCCUUUGUAAUACUCAAUGACUGUGACAGACUCAUCAUGUCUUUGAUAAUGUCUUUAUUA